AUACGCCGCGGUGUCACGAAAGUUAUUUUUUUGUUUUUCAGGCCCAAAAGAUCAAGCUAGUUUUUUUGCAGGAAUGGGCGAUUCCCCUCGAGGUGGUGCCGUUAGGAACAAUGGAUCAGACGGAUCAGCAGGUUCAGGCAAGAAAGUCAUGACCCUUGACCCAUUGGGUGAAGAAGAUGGAUCUAGUAGUGAGAGUGACGAUGAAAUGGCUGCUGCAAGAGAAGCUGCUCAGGCUGAGACGAACAAGUUUGAAAUGCUCUGUGAUGGUGUGCUCAACUCCAUAGCACUGGUCCAGUCAGCAUUGGCCGAGUUCUUGAACUUGAAGGAUGAGCUUCUACUGCAUGCUUUGCCUCCAUCACUGAUGGCCAGACUUACAAUGAUUGCUGGUAGACUUUUCAGAAGCACAACUGACCUGUACACGCCCACCUCAGAGUUAGUCCGUCUCGUCCGUGUCUACUCUGUGUCAUGGGAGCAGAAGAGUUUAGCCCUGAAGAAACUCCACUCUGACUACGAGAGUAAACACAAACAGCUGAAUAUCGCUAUCCGAAGGCUUCAACUGGCUGAUGCCCAGGCGAGGCGUAUUGCCCAGGAGAAGCGCAUAAUGAACUGGGAGAAACUCUUUGCGAAACUAACAAGCAGUCGUGGUCAUGGACGGAGAUGGCGUUUUCUCAUUGAUUCUUUCAAACAGAAAGCUAAUAUGGGCAUGGAGCAUCUUCAUGCCUACAUCGAUGAGCUAGAUAAGGCAGAGGAUUCAGACGAUGAGGAUGAGAACAAGAAGAAAGAAGAUUCCAUCAGUCACACUUCGGCAAAUGAGUUUGAUAUCAGCUCGUCCGAUGAGCUUGAAUUCACAGAAGGAGACUCUGAUGAGGAAGAGGAUGAUGAUGAUGGCAGCACAGCAAGAGCGACAGCUCAAACCGGUCAAACAACGCAGGAUUUAGACAGUGAUAUUGUCACACCUGUCAGUAAGAAAGUGAAGUUCCGUAGAAGAUCCAAGCAUGGCAAGAGGUCACCACCAGAGGGAGCUACAGUUGAGGAAACUGAGGAUAAGGCACCACCAACGAUUGUCGAGCCACAGACAGUGUAUGUAGAGGUACCAGCACCUAAGCCACCAUCCGAAGAUAAGACGGUUUGGACCCAUGAACCAGAGUACGACUACACACUUAACAUGAGGGUCUUCAAGCCGGUUGGAAUGGAUCGUAAGGAGCUCAAGUGCAGCGUCAACUUCUUGAAGAAGUUCCAAAAAACGGAGAUGUUUGGAGAUAACAAGAACGGAGGCAAUGGAAAAUCUCCUUUGAAGUCGGCAUUGAAACCGAAGUCUAUGAUUGGGUCCAACGGCUCAGCUCCAAGUAGAAAAGACUCCAAUGGUAAUGGUAAAGCCCCUCCGGACACCAACUAUCAGGAUGUCGGCUUUCCGAUCGGGGACCAGCCGAUAAAACACGACGCCCAGCAUUCAAAACAGACCGAAGAGGCAGCCGAGAAGAUCACAGAGAAAUCGGAUGCAGGGACAAUCACUACGGAAACCUCUGGCCAAUCACGGCCUAGCUCCUCAGCUGAGGAACCAAUGAGGGUUGCUAUACAUCAAGGGACGCUGGAGGACAUGGUUGCUAUGGGAACAGUCGGCAUGGAAGAUCUCCAUAGUAUGGAUAUAGAAAUCGUUGACGAUAUGGAGAAGUUUCCAAAGUUAAACCCGUCCUCGUUCCCACUGUAUCCAGUCAGUACAAGCCACAAGGAGCGAGGUAGUGCACCCAUACCAUGCGGCUCACUCCCAAUGGCUUUCUACUACACCAGGAUUCAUAGACCAUUCAUUCAUGAUAAAGAAACAGAGAGCGAAACAUUGACAGAUAUUGUCUUGGAUCUUACUGGGGUGGAUCUAAACACGAUGAAGAAAGAGGACCUCUCUGUUAACAAGAGUUAUCAAGAAAGAUGCCUGUCAGCUCUCUCUAUAGCCUCAAGUGUGUCAUCUGAGAAACCGGAGAUGGUUCCGAGAGCUGAGAUGGAUGUACUCAUUGAGCAACACAAUCAAGAACUCACCCUAAUUCAGGAUGAAUACGAGCAGCGGCUGAACGAAUUGGCAAAGAGCCUUGAGCAGCUACAAAAUGAACAACUAACUUCCCUCCUUAAUCCACAACGAUCGGCAGAUGGUCACAGACGUGGCACGUCACCGCUUCAUGGCUGGACAACGGAAAGUAACCGACUCACCAAAUCCACCUCAGCAAGAGAAUUUAGACCUCUCAAAAGCAGAAGUAGAAGACCCACCAACUUGCCAGACUGGGGGAGUGAGUUACCCAAAGAUUUCUUUGAGCGUCUGAAGCUGUUUUCAGAGGAGAGUGACAUCAGACGAAGACAGCUUAUUGAGAGAACUAAGAGUGACAUGGAGGACAGGAUUGUGAAGCAGUUGGCUGGACAGUACAAACUCAGUCUGGACAAUGACGGAACUAUUGCUGCUGAUAAAGAGAUAUCUCUUCCGGCAGUCUUCAUGCCGACCAAGACGGGGCAGCUUUACAACCCUAGAGCCCACCAUUACUUCCAUCCAACAGGAUCCUUGGGCCAGCUUCGUCUUACUCAACCACCCUCGAUGUUUCAGUUGCCGCCAUUACCAAACAGAAAUAAAAUUUCAGUUCUGAACCUGUUUGACAUCCAGAAGAACUUUGAACGGCAUAGAGCAGGAGAAGCCGGGGAUUGGCAUGCAAUGAAUGGCAGCCCCACCCAUGUCUCUCAACCAAACACCCCCAUGCCGUCCAAUAUGGGAGAGUCCAAUAAUAUGUUCACACCUGAGCAACCUGUCACUGAAUGAAAGGCUUGGUUCAAUACCACGGACCAACUUCAUAGAGCUGCUUAAGCAGAAAAUAUUUCUGAAAGACUUAGAACAAAAACGGCAACAAAUUCAUUUAAAUGUUUUCAGCCAAUAAGGAAAUUGACUUCACAUGAGAUUAAACAGGUUUUAUUUGAGUACAAAACAAAUCAGUUUUUAUAACCUUCACCUGUGCUUUGCAGAAAAGUUUGCAAAAAGCCCUUUUACAUCAUCGCUCGUGUUAGGUCGGUAAAUACUUCCAAGACAAUUGAUCAAACUUUUGUCCAUCUAUUUCAUUAUAUUUUUGUAAGUAUAUGAACAUAAUUAUUUUAGUAUCACCAACUAAGAUCAUGACAACAGCACUCAUCAGUGUCUGUUUUUAGAGUCAAAAGUAACACAUGUAUUCAUUUAGUUUUAUACAAUUAUAACCAGUACAGAGUCUUGUACAUUAAACUCAAAUUAAACGUGCGUUGUACAUGUUGACAUUUUGUAUAGUAAAGCCCGGUUCAUACUUUCUACGAAUGCUUCGUGCGAUGCGAAAUUCAUUGCGUCACAAAGGGAAAUGGAGCACGUAUCGAUUGUUGCGUCACCAAAAUUCGCUUCGCAUUCGCAUUCGCAGGAAGUAUGAACCGGGCUUAAUUAAAAGAAAACUGGAAUGUAACAUGACACACUUUGGUCAACUUAUUAAAUUUCGUUAAGCUAAUUAAAUUUAUUAUCUUGAGUGGAUUUAUGAAAUUGCCAGGGCAAAGUUGCUUCCAAACAAUUAUUGUUUAACAAAUAAAUGCUUUAAAAAUGUUUGAUUACAUCAGUACUUUAUGCAAUUAAAAUCAGCAAUAAGAUCAAGGUUUUCCUGCAAAUGAACUACACCUCCCGUUGCAGAAAGAUGAAGGGAGGUUGUAUCCAAGUAUUAGAUUUGUUUGUACAUUGUGAAACUUGUAAUUGCCCAGUUUUCUCACACAUACAUGUAUACUGUAUAUUUUUGUAAAUUUUAAGGAUUUGUAUAUAUUGUAUUGUUUGAAUAAACC
Asterias rubens (European starfish) is the source of this 3816-nucleotide messenger RNA. RefSeq lists its product as uncharacterized. The coding region runs from base 74 to 2794 and encodes 906 amino acids. The transcript is spliced from 21 exons. Lineage: Eukaryota; Metazoa; Echinodermata; Asteroidea; Forcipulatida; Asteriidae. The record is from RefSeq and is a predicted model, not a curated record.